AACAAAUGAACUCAAUCUGCUAGAUCUAUUCUAAGACCUAGACUUCUAGAUUCUAUGUCGGCUAUGUUAUCAAAUGUUAUGUAGAUCUAAGAUCUAGAAUAUCGAUAUAAGAUUUCUAGUCUGUAUCUUAGUCUAUAAUAAUACUUCUAUAGAUUGAAUCUAUCUAGAUCUAUUUAAAAUGGCAUCUAAUGAUGUUAUAUACACUUUAGCGAUGGUGAUCUCUGUAGCGUUAGGCCCUUUAUUUCGUGAUGUUUUGAAAGAUGCAACUUCCCGAAAAUAUGUUUCUGCUGCUUUGGGAUUCUUGUUACUUUUAGGCACCUGUGGUCAUCAUAUCAUUCAUUUAUUAAUAACAAUACUAGGAAACUGUUUCAUUUUAAGUUUCUUUUGCCCAUCAAAAUCUGAAACCAGUAACAGUAACAGGCAAUUGGGGAUAGCCGGAAUCAGUUAUCUUUGGAACUUUGGUUACCUCGCUCUGUUCAGAACAAUUCAUUGGUUUGGGAUUUCUGCUCCUUCUCCUGUGACUAAUGCAGCCCAGUUAUUCCUGACUUUGCGUAUGAUAGGAUUAGCCUUUGAAGUUCAAGACACCCGCACUAGAAAUUCAGACACAAGCACAGACAUUGAAUUGAAAAAGAAAUACUGCAAUAUUAAUGUUAGUUUUUUGUCAGUGAUUACUUACGCUCUAUGCUAUAUUGGACUUUUUACAGGUCCUUACUUCAAAUACAGAACUUAUCAGGACUGGCUUAAUUUACCAAAUAAUGCCAACUUAAAUAGACAAGAAAAGUUUAUCAAAAGAGCUCUUGAUCUUCCAACCAUUGCUGUGGCUUUUCUUUUCUUCUCAUAUUUUUUUAACAUUCAGUAUGUUGAGACAGAGGAAUUCAUGGAAAGAAGUUUCUUGUAUCGUUUGUUUUACAUGGUCCCAAUGUUCAUCAUCUUUCGAACUCGCCUUUACAUGGCCUGGAUAAUGUCCGAGUUAAUGUCAGUGACAGCAGGGCUGGGAGCAUACCCUGAAGAUUCUGUUCCUAAAUGUGGUGAAGGACCAACAGACUACAAAAAAUUGGAUGUUGCACUUGAAGAGGAAAAAGAAGGUAGAAAAUGUGAAUAUAAUUUUGAAACGAUUCACAAUAUUGACAUCUAUGGAUGUGAACUAGCACCAAUGACAAAACAGGGUCUAAGAAGUUGGAAUAUGACUGUGCAGUACUGGCUAGCUAACUAUGUCCAUAAAAGAGUUCCACAAUCAAUGAAGGCCUACAGAGUGGCUAUAACAAUGACAGUGAGUGCCUUCUGGCAUGGAAUCCAUCCUGGCUACUAUUUGAGUUUUCUCACAGUUCCACCAAUACUCAUGGCAGAAGAAAGCAUGAUAAAAGCCUUCCGUGAUGGAAAGUCUGCACAGGUGCAAAAGAUGUUUGACUGGGGUUGCUGGUUCUUUAAAAUGCGUGGUUUCGACUACAUGUGCAUGGGCUUCCUUCUGUUGAAACUUAGCUCAACUUUGAAAUACUGGUACUCUAUUUACUUUAUAGGCCAUGUUGUCAUGUUGUUGUUUUUAGCUUUGGGAAAAGUAACUCUAACAUUUCGACCAAAGAAAAUAAAAGACUUAGGAGACAGGGACAAUUUUAAGUCUUUUGAAGGGAAUAAGAAGUUUAAUUAAUAUUCUGAGUUUCUUGCACAUAAAGUAGAUAAUAUAAGUUCCCAUAGAGGUUCUUUAGAUGUUAGGUAAAAUUCACUAGUUUUAUUGCCAUUAGAGCUGUGUAGAUUCAGUAUUUAAAGACCACAUCACAAACCAAGAGAUUAGAGACAGGGUUACUGCACCGAUUAGACCCCAUGAUGACCUGCUAAUUAUCGUAAAAAAGUGCAAGCUAAAAAUCUAUGGCCAUAUCACAAGAUCUUCGGGGCUCGCUAAGACCUUCCAUCAGGGAACAGUACCAGGAAAAAGAAGAAAAAGAGGCAUACAGAGAAAGCGAUGGGAGGACAACAUAAAAGAAUGGACAGGCAUGCCAUUGAAUGAGGUUCUAACUAAGGCUAAGGACAGAGGGGAAUGGAGAAGGACAGAUGACGAAUCUUGCCUGGUGCCCCAACGUUCCAGAAGACUAAGGGAUAGGUAAAGGUAAAAGGUAAAGAUUCAUGGAGAUUCUAAAACAUUAUCCCUCCUCCCUUUUUCGCCUAGUUCAGCUAUUUAGGCUUAACCACUCUGUCAUUUGUACCUAGACCUGCUCUUUGCUAGUGAUUCACAAUAAGGUCAUUGUGGUAUAGGAUGAGAAUUUUUUUUUUAAGUAGGAGAUCCUGAACUCAAUCCAGAAGCUUACUCUGUUAAACAGCUCCAGUUGAGUAGUCUUCCUGCAUAAUGGAUCUUUAGAACCUCAAAGGGAAUUUUAUUAUAUGCUUGCAAUAAGACAGUUAAAAAUCCUUGAUGCUUUCUUGAAAGUUGUAUUUGUUUUACAUUGUAUACUAUAGCCUUCUUAAAUCAAUUAUAUUUAUAUACUGUUGCUUUUUAACAAAUGUACGCCAAAAUUGUUUAUAGACCAAAAUUUUUCAUGUAUUUGUUUUAUGUAUCAUCUUUUUUUAAUUUAUCAAAAAUCUGUAUUUAAUGAAUAAAUUUUAAAUUAUUGUUGUUGUUUUUAAUUUUUGAAAAUUUUUGGUUACUUGUAUUUAGGACAACACUUAACUAACAUUUGCACAAAUAAAAGACUUAUAGUUUGGAUUUUUUACCUCAAUAUUUUUAGUUUAUGGGAGCAUUCUUAUUUAUUGGUCUAGGACAUGUGACAUAGAAAUUUGAAUGCCAUAAAAUAUUCCCAUACAAUUUGCCAUAUUUAUAGACAAAGCUUAGAUGUAUAUCAACUCACUCUGUCUGGUAUUUUAAAUUUUUUCCAUUCUUGGAUCAAGAUGAAAUUUCACACAAUAUUCAUUUUCCAUGACAUGACAACAAAUGAAUCAAUAAUUAAUCAAUUGGCUGUAACUAAUUGAUUUUGUUUUAUAUAAAAUAAGAAUUAAGCUAAGUAGAGAUAAACCUUGCAAUACUGAGAGAUAUGGCAGCAAUUAACUGUUCACCCUUUACUCAAUAUAAGCAUAGAUGAGACAUGAAUCAAUAAAUGAAAAGCAACAAUUAGUCAAUUAAUUAUUGGCAAUUAAUUAUUUUGUUUGAUACCAACAAGGGAAAUUAAUCCUUCAGUAGUCACAGAUACUGAUAAAUAGAUAAUUGUUCACAUUAUUUCUCCCUCACCAAUUUUUUUAUCAAGUUGAAAAUUUAAAAUAUUAUUGAUAGUAUCUAUCAAAAUAUGAAUCAAUUUAAAAAUUAACCAGUUAGUCAAUUAAUUAUUGGUAAUUAAUUUUUUUAAUAUCAAAUAAGGGAAAAACUUCUACAUUAUUGAGAUAUAUUGUUGUAAGUGCAAAGUUCUUUCCAUUACAUAACCUUUGUUUUUUUUAAAAGGAUUAUUUUUUUAUUUUGCUUGUUUAUAUUCUGCUAGUUAUUUUUAAGUUUUGUAAGAGAAACUGUUAUUUAAAAAAGGAUAAUGAACUUUAUACAUAUGGUUCAUUCAAGUUGUGGACAUUGUAACUAUGAAAUCAAUGCAAGCUUCAGUAUGUAAUCUGCCUGACAUUUCCAAUUCUAAGUUACUGAUCAUAUCAAAAGUAUGAAAGCAAUAUCUUUUAAUCAUUACUCAUUAGCUCAACAGACAGUGGAUGUAAGUGUUGUUCUAUGAAAGUCUCAUGUCUGACAACAUUCUGAAUUUCAUCCUCAGCUUGGAUAGAAUUUUUUUGUACUUAUUGUAUAUCUGUGGGUAAUUCCUUUAUUAAAUGAUGGGAAAAUCAGGUUUGAAUAGUAUAAAUGGUUUUGAGUAAGAGCAAAAUGCUUUAAAAAAAAAAUUUAUGGUAUCAAAAAUUUAUUACUUAAGGUAAAGAUGCAUGGAAAAUAAUUAGACAAAAAGAAGUUUCAUUUUUUUCCAGUGAGUUAACAUAAGACCACAAAUAGUUGCAGAGGAGUAAGAAAGAAGAGAAAUAAAUAUUUUGUAAAUCGCAGUGUACAAUGGUGACAUUAUAGUAAGUGUGUAGUGGCAGUUUUUUAUUCCUCUUUUAUAUCUUGCUUUGUUUCUCUUCUUAUGCCAGCUAACUAAAUGGAUCAUGUUGGGAGACAAUUCAGAUUUUUCUUCAUUUUCAUUUUUAUAUUGGAGGGUUCAGACCAGUAGUCCUAAAUCUGAGAUAACACAGUUCUCUUGAGUUUCAGACAAUUGUUAAGGAUUAUGUCUUCUAUGUUUUAGUAUUUUGUUUUAAAUUGUAAAAACCAGCCUUAAUACAAGGUGCUUAGAACUAAGGGUGAGAAUGUUGUGAAGGUCUACAAAUGAUUUUAAAAAAUAAUUCACUUUUCCUAUUUAAUAAUCUACGUCUAGUUUGCCCACUGGGCUAAAGUUUCUUGCCCACAAGAACUUGAGAUAAAUCUCUUUCACAAAUUUGUGAUAAUUUAAAUCAAGUUCAACUAAAAACCUCAAGCAUUUUUUUUUUACUGCUUUCUUAAACCACAUUGUUUUUUUUAGAUUUCAUUUUUUUUUUAAUUGUGAAAACCAAGACAAUUGGGAAUUGGGUUAAAUUGAAAAGAUAGCUUUUUAAAAAGUGUUUCGAUAACUCAUGAGAUGUUCUAAAGCCAGGAAAAAACAUUUCAUAGGCUUUUAAAAAAAUGUCAUAAUUGGUUACUUAGAUAUGUAAAAUAAAUAUUUUGAAUGUUUUUGUUUUUUAAUUGUAGCUAGAAACAGAAUUACAGUAUUUAAGCUACUAUUCAUAUUUCUCAAUAAUAACUGACAUUACUAUGAUUAUGAGUUAUUUAUUGAAAAUAAACAUAAAGAUGUUUGUAAAUUGUAUGAGUAGUCAUUAAAAAAAAAUUUAGUUUCUCAGUGAUAAAGCAUUUCCAUGCUCUGGAAGAAAAGUGUGCUAAACAAAAAAUGGAUGUUCCCUCUACCAACAAGCCCCUGCCACAACAAUGUGUUAUAUAGGUGAACGAGAAUAUCUCUUGAGACUAGGUCUCUUCAGUCACGUGAACAAGUGUUCUAUAAGAUGAAUCAAAGUCAGUCUUCGACUGAAGGAGACCAACAAUAUUAAUGGGCAUUAAUAUCAUUUUUGAAAUUAUAAUUACAAUUUAUUUUUCUUUAAGCUGAACUGGACAACAAUUAUGUAGAUUUGAAUUAUAAUGUAGAAAUACUUUCUUGAAACUUGACAUUAAACAAUGUCUUUUUUU
This is a messenger RNA of Biomphalaria glabrata, 5215 nucleotides long. RefSeq names its product lysophospholipid acyltransferase 7-like. Gene Ontology annotation, biological process: lipid modification; phosphatidylinositol biosynthetic process. Gene Ontology annotation, molecular function: lysophospholipid acyltransferase activity. The transcript has 7 exons. Lineage: Eukaryota; Metazoa; Mollusca; Gastropoda; Planorbidae. The record is from RefSeq and is a predicted model, not a curated record. Bases 179 to 1645 code for a protein of 488 amino acids. Gene Ontology annotation, cellular component: membrane; mitochondria-associated endoplasmic reticulum membrane contact site.